Peronospora belbahrii is the source of this 492-nucleotide messenger RNA. NCBI's taxonomy places the organism in Eukaryota, Oomycota, Peronosporomycetes, Peronosporales, Peronosporaceae. The record is from the annotation of a GenBank genome assembly.
AUGAUGCAUCGCAGUCUAUUACGAUCAGGAAACGUCUUCACUAAGCGCAUGACGCCGCGUUCGUCAUCGGGUGUACGCCAUUUCCGCAAAAGUUCCCCCAUUAAGUAUACGGAGAAUAAGGAAGCUACAGGUCUGGCAGGCAUUGUAGAAGCCGACAACCACGUACUAUCAGUUAAGGUGCUGCACUGGACAAACAUAAGCCUAUUGGCUGCCGUACCACUUGCUUUUGUCUUAAGCCCAUCGCCGCUGGUGAUGCCUGUAGACCUGGCAAUUGGCGUCAUCUUGCCAGUACACGCCCAUAUCGGCAUGAACAAUGUCAUCUCAGACUAUGUGCCCAAGAACGUACGUACGCUGGCGCGUCUUGGCUGGCUGGGUGCCACAUCGCUCAUGUUCCUGGGGUUGCUGCGCGUCAAUCUGGAGGGCCCGGGCAUAACGGAAGUGGUCAAGACCAUUUGGCGGGAAUCGCCUAACAAGGAGAAGCUUGAGGCGUAA